AUGUCCGAAAGUUCGUCAGCUCGAAGGGAGACUUUCGGAGGAAUUGUAUUCCGCAUUUACGUGAGUUUAACAUACAGAAAGAGCCAGUUUUUGUUUCGUUUUUGCCUUCGGGCUAAAUUAUCAUUCGUCACUUUUGGAGCAACCUGUUUUCAGUCAAUCCGCGGUUGGGUGCGACGAGCUCGAAAGCGACUGGCGCUCUUCCGAAAGAAUGACGUGGACGUUGAGACGAACUUCCGCGCGGCGCUCCGAGAAGAGCCGGAAGACGAGAAGCCGUCCUCCAGACUCUUUUCGUUCACAGUCGACGAACGCGGCAACGCGUUCUACCUGUGGACGUGCCUCGUCUGUCUCGUCGCCCUCCACCCACUCAUUUUCACUGCUCUUUCCGUCUUCACCGAUGUGCAUCCGUUUCUCCGCCGAACGGGACCAAUCAACCUGCUCUUCAAUCUCAUCAAUAUUCUGGAUCUGAUGGCUCACACUCGAAUUGAGUACGUGGAGAACGGAGUGGCCGUCAAGAACCUGAGCAAAUUGAUGCACCAUCGGAUCAAGUCGUGAGUGGUGGAACAGUGCGAAGGAGAAUUGAAAUAAAGUGGUUUUUGGCAGAAAGUUCUUCAUUCUCGACUUGUUGGCUGUCGUGCCAACUGAAUCGCUCGAGGUCUUCGGGGAGAGCUUCUUCUUGGCGAGGAUCAAUAGAUUGUGCAAGGUGCUCCGAGACUUCGAAUCCAUAAUAUCUGAAAUGUUUCAGUGCUACCGUUUUUUUGACUUCUCCACCCUAACCGACACUCGCACGACUUCUCCCCACGCAUUCGGCCUUUUCAAACUCAUAUUCAUCUGUUUUGUGAUUUUCCACUGGAACGGAUGUCUCUACUUUCACAUCAGCAAAGCUUACAAUUACACGAGUAACUCGAAAUCAUAUCGGUAUCAAACUAACAUGUGACAUUUCCCUUUCAGCCGCACGUUUGGAACACUGGAUAUUCUCCUACGACAAGAUUAUCAACCCGAUUCUGGCGGAUUGUGUCACUGAGACCUUCAACGACAAGAAUUUCUGUAAUGUGGAUGACUUUUUGAUCACCACUUUGCCGGAAGACGAAGUACAGGCAACGGUGGGCGCGUUCAUGAGCACUUGGGACAACAAGUGAGUGCAAUCAUUGAAGUCUAUUGGGUCCAGGACUAGGCAGACUAUUCAGAACGACAACUCUGAAAUUCGCCAACUUUUUCCGUCAAUACGCCCUCAGCUUCUACUGGUCCGCCCUGACCCUGGUCACCCUUGGAGAGCAGCCGUCGCCUUGCACGACGUUCCAGAAUACGUUCGAGAUCGGCGACACGCUCCUCGGACUCGUCAUCUUCGCCGUCAUCGUCGGAGACGUCGGUAACAUGGUGGUGGCGAUCAACUUACGCAAGUCCGAGUUUGAUAAUGUGCUCGAUGGAUGCAAACGGUUCAUGGUUUAUCGGUGAGACUGGGGGUCGGGCGGGAGAGGCUUCUGAUGAUGAUGUGAACGCAGAAAAGUGCCGAAUCUUCUUCGAAAGAAGGCCGUCGAGUACUUUGGAUACGUGUGGGCUCACGGCGGAGCACAAAUCGAUGAGGAGGAGAUUGCAGAGUUUCUGCCGCCCAGGCUUUUCGGUGAGAUCGCUGUCGAGAUUCAUAUGGACACGUUGAAGAAGGUGAAACUGUUCGAGGUGAGUUCAAGGUUUGAACUAUUCGAGGCUGUGCGAAGUCGACUUUUCCGGCCUGUGCUGUUGUUGACGGGUGAUAGUCGAGUCAAGGUUUUUGUCACUUUGAGUUCUGAGAAACUUCAAAUCAUAGAAACAGAGUCUACAUGUUUGCCAACUCCUCCGCUGACUCAUUUGUUGUCUCAGGACUGUGACCCGCGCCUGUUGUACGAGCUGAUUUUGAAACUACAACUUCGAGUCUACAGGUUUGUCCAUUGCGUCCCGUGAAAAGAAAAGCACGUAGACGUUCAGCCCGAUGGACUACAUUUGUAAGAAGGGAGAAGUCGGAACAGAGAUGUACAUUGUGAAGGAGGGAUUCGUGGAGGUGGUCAGCGAGGACGGGAGAACUGUGAGUGCACUGGACACCUGAGCCCAUCUCAAUCCGAUUCCACACAGAUAUUUGUCACUCUGCCGGCUGGAUUUGUGUUUGGAGAGCUCUCGAUUCUGAAUAUACCCGGGAACAAGAACAAGAACCUGAGGACCGCCUCAGUCAGGUCCAAAGGAUACUGUGAUUUGUACGUUCUGCACAAAGAGGACCUGUGGGACGCCCUCCGAGAAUACCCGCAGGCACGAGACUCUCUGAUCGAAAAGGGAAUUGAGAUAUUGGAAAAGGAUAAGAUGAUUGACAGUAAUAUGAGGGAUGAGGAGGAAGAGGAAUUCCACGGUCCCAUGGAGGAAUACAUGACGAUUUUGGAGCAAGAAGUGCAAAAGCUGACGGCUUCGAUGGAUGACGCCGAGCAGAAAUUGCACGUGAGUCACCCAAGAAUCCGUUUGUUUUCCAAUACAAAUGCGUCAGAUGGCAUGCUUCUUUCAGCUUUCCCAACAACAAUUGAAGGCACGAUUGUUCGGACUGGAAAUGGAAUUGAUUGAAGAAUUCAAAGAGAUGAAAGCGAUGGGAUCGAAGAAGAAGAACUUGACAAUAACCGGUGAAAUCAUUGUCUUGUAA
This is a messenger RNA of Caenorhabditis sp. 36 PRJEB53466, 2653 nucleotides long. NCBI's taxonomy places the organism in Eukaryota, Metazoa, Nematoda, Chromadorea, Rhabditida, Rhabditidae. The record is from the annotation of a GenBank genome assembly.